CCCAUUAUGUUCAAUUUAUGGCCCAGUAGAAAGCCCAAUAAUUGGAUUUUUAACCUUUCUGUCUCUUCCCUUUUCAGUGAAUCAAACAAAACCAAAAACCCUCCGAUCUAAACCCCCUCACCACCAUUUCAGCUUGCAGCCGGCCAUGGCGCAUCGACGUUCACUCCACUCGCUGGCUCGCCUCAUCUCGUCAUCGUCCACCGUGGCUCCGCGCUGUACUGUGAAAUCACUCGCCUCGAUUCUCCCGAAUCAUUUCUCCACGGCCGCAAUCAGCUCGAGCUCCGAUUGCAUUCUUCCAGACUCCGAAGCCACUUCUUGGUGCAGCAGCCUCUUCUCCCGCAACCGAGCUCGCCAUUUUUGUUCCAGCUCACGAAAAGAUGAUGACGAAGGCGAAGACGAAGAGGACGGCGGCGAGGAUGAUGACGAGGAGAGUGAAGGAGAUUACAGUGAUGAAGACGAGGAGGGAGCUAGGGAGUCGUCUGAUUCUAAUUCGAAGCCGAAACCGCCGCCGCCGGGUCCCGUAGACAAGGUGGCUAGGGCUGCUGAGAUUGGAUACAAAGUGGUCGGCAAGCUACGGCCUUCUGAAAAAGUAUUCAAACCGUACGAGCCUGUUUACGCUGUCGUUCAGAUUGGGUCUCACCAGUUUAAGGUCAGCAAUGGGGAUACUAUUGUCGCCGAGAAAUUGAAGUUCUGUGAUAUAAAUGACAAGUUGAUUCUCACCAAGGUUCUAUUGUUAGGGUCAGCAACCCAAACAAUUGUUGGUAGACCGAUUGUGCCAGAUUCAGCUGUUCAUGCAGUUGUUGAGGAGCAUGCAUUAGAUGAAAAGGUAAUCAUCUUUAAGAAAAAGAGAAGGAAGAACUACCGCCGGACUAAAGGACAUCGUCAGGAAUUGACUAGAUUAAGAAUCACUGACAUUCAAGGAAUUGCAAAACCCGAAAUCAAAGUAGAUCCUAAACCCACGAAGCCCACGAAGCCUUCGAAGCCUACAGUUGAGGAGCAAGAACAGGUUGCAGUCGCUGCUUAGGAAUCAUUCUGUCUUCUUGGCGGUGAUGCUCCCUGGGCUUCUGAGGUCAGUUAAGAGUUCUGCAAUGCUGUUUUUAGUUUGGCAGAGUACCUUUAGAUCCAUUAAGCAAAGAGGCUACUGGGAGGACAAAGUGAACCAUCCAAGAAGAUGGUUGACUGGUUGAUUUGAUGAAAAUAUACUACAUUCCCCUUUGAGCUACUUCACUCUACUGUAUUUCUUGUCUGCAUCUUUUGGUAGCUAUACUGCUUUUGUCCGUUUAGUGUAGUAGAAUUUGUCAUAAUAGACGAUUAAUUGAGGAUCAAAUAAAGUAUCCUUUUUUAUAUGAGACCUUGAUCUUCUGUUAGGGGUUUGUGAUGCUUGAAACGGAUUUGGCCUUAUCGGGCUAAUACUGAUUAGUGAUUUCAAGCACGAGCCUUAGGCUUGAAUCACUGACAUCCAAGAAGAUGGUUUAACUGAAAGUUGCCCAUCUUCAUGGUAAAUUUGAUGAAUGCAGAUAUGUCAAUUUCGACUUUGCUUGUUCAUGCUGAUCUGUUUAGGCCGGGUAUUAACUGGACCUGCAGGUGGGGUGGGUGUGUCGUAGGUAUUCUUUCAACUUGUCAUGUUCGGUAUCCGUCUUAUGAUACUAUCGCGUCUCUUCAAAACCAUGUUUGAACUCGCAUGUAGUUCGUAGUAAGUACGAGCCUUUACGUCUCAAACAACUCAACUUCAUUCGUGUGCCUCUCAUCUCUUCUCCUCAGCUAUAAAAUGUGUCUCUUCAUUUUUUUUCCGAUGCAAGUGUUGAGUCAUUGCUUAUAUUUGAUGGAGAACAAGAACGAGUUGAUUUGUUUUGCUCCGGUUCCUCGAGUCAAUCGAAACGACCCAUGCUGCCCUACCCAUUUGUUCCGACUGGUUUUUUCAUAUUAGUAUCACAAUUCAUUUCAAAUUAACGGGUGUUGAGUAACUAUCUAGUGUGGAUUGUGUACAAGUAACGAGUUAAACCAGGUUGUCUAAUCGACUCAUUAGGGUUUAUGUGAUCAUCUUCAUCUUCAUUUUCAUUAUUAAUUGCAAGCUAAAGAUUUGAUUUUGAGAUCAUCAAACGACAAGAAGGAAUCCUUUUAAAUAAAUAAAUAAAAGUCAAGCUGUACUGCGUGCAAAUUGUGCAUGCAAGGUGUAUAUAUUUAGCCUCACUCACCAAUCCACUAACGAAAUUAUUCCUUUGCAAGAAUUCAACAAUACAAUUGCAUAAAAUAAUUCAGUGGUGCUUGCAAAAGAGCAAUUUAACAGUGGAUAGUCGGUGUGACGGUGUCAAAUAUGUAGAAAGGACAAAGAGAGAUUGGACAGAAGACCAAUGGAUUGCUCAGAAUUAUGUGUUUUGACUUUUGAUGAUGCAUAAAGGAGUGUGAGCUAAGCCCGAUUACCAACCGAAUUGAAAAUUUGUACACGACGAGAGUCGAAAAUUUGGAUGAUUCAUUAUUAACAAUUAACACUUCAAUACCAACAUUUCAAAAUGCUUUGUCAUAAUCCAUCUUUCAUACAUUCCAAUGAUCCAGCAAUUCUACAUCCAAAAGAUCAUCUCUUGUAAUCCUAAUAAAGUAAUAAUGCUUAU
Linum trigynum is the source of this 2609-nucleotide messenger RNA. NCBI's taxonomy places the organism in Eukaryota, Viridiplantae, Streptophyta, Magnoliopsida, Malpighiales, Linaceae. The record is from the annotation of a GenBank genome assembly.